Lodderomyces pseudojiufengensis is the source of this 867-nucleotide messenger RNA. RefSeq lists its product as uncharacterized. Lineage: Eukaryota; Fungi; Ascomycota; Pichiomycetes; Serinales; Debaryomycetaceae. The transcript has a single exon. The record is from RefSeq and is a predicted model, not a curated record. Bases 1 to 867 code for a protein of 288 amino acids.
AUGACAAAGUCUUUGAAACAUCAACUAUCAACACUAGAUUUAAUAGAUGAUUCUACUUUAACUUCACUACCUUUCCCACCUCCACCUCCAAUUAAAAAGAGGUCUUCUACAUUAUCGAAUAACUCAUCAUCAAAUAAAAUACGACCGGUGAAUUCAUCUUCAUUAUCUCAAUUCCCAAUACAUAAAUCUAAAGAUACCAUAACAAGUGAUGAAGAUAAUGAAGAAGAUGAAAUUUUUGAAUAUUCAUACGAGGAAGAAGAUCCAAUAGUAUUAGUUGAAGAUUAUUUAACUUCAAACAAUCCAUUUUACACAACUCAUAAUUUAUCAAGACAAAAAUCAUUAGCAGAUUUUAAAAAAAGAAUAAUGUCGAAUAAUUCAGUUAAUUCUUCAUCGAGUUUAAAUUCAUCAAUUGAUACGAUAAGAGAAUCUCAAGAAACUCAAACAAAUACCACUAUGCAAACCUCACUAUCAUCUAAUCAUCAACAACAAGUAAUCAAUGAUUUACAACUGAUUUUUGGAAAUUUACCAAGUUUUGAAUUAUUAAAAUAUUGUGAUUUAUGUAAUAAACCAUUAUAUGAAAUUUCUUCAAUUAUAAAUUCAACAACAAUAACUAAUAACAGCUGUACUGCAUCAUUUAAUUUAAAUGAAUUUAUAUGUGGUGAUUGUGUUGAAAAUUAUGAAAUUUUUUUAAAUGUUUAUAAUAAUAAUCUAGAAUAUGUCGAUAAGAAUAAUGUGAAUAUGACUGAAGAAAAUCGUGUUGGUGAAAGAUUUACUCAAAAAAAUAAUAACAAGACAAAGAACUCAAAAUUGUGGAAUAUUUUACAUCAAAUUUCAUGUAAAUAUAAUAUCAAAAGAGAAGUUAUAUGA